Molecule: messenger RNA, 935 nt
Organism: Contarinia nasturtii (swede midge)
Lineage: Eukaryota; Metazoa; Arthropoda; Insecta; Diptera; Cecidomyiidae
Product: vacuolar protein sorting-associated protein 33A-like
Exons: 3
Biological process (GO): intracellular protein transport; vesicle-mediated transport
Cellular component (GO): CORVET complex; lysosome
Source: RefSeq, a predicted model, not a curated record
CUGUCAUUAAGUGUCAUAGUGAAUUAAACAGUGAUGAUAUCAAUAAACUUAAUUAUAUUACUUAUAAACAACGUCGAGAAAUUUUCUUCAUCAACCAUACGUUUUAGAGCAUUGGAUAUCCAGAGUACCAUGAUUAUUUAAUACGAUUGUGUGUAAAUAAUCAAAUGUAUAUAUGUGCACACAUGAAUUCAAGUUUCUAUGGAUAUUACACUAGACAAUGGAUAUUACACUAGACAAAAAACUACAGGGAUUUCGACAAAUUGCUCAAGAAAAAUUGCAGAAUAUAUUAUGUUCAAUUCCAGAUAAUCAAAAAUACCUAAUAAUUGAGACAUGCCUUAUCCAACCAUUAGAACAUAUUUGUGGAGCAUCUUGGCUACGUGCCAAAGGUGUAAAUAAAAUCUAUAAAUUCGAUUCGAAGAAUCCACCACCACGUACAUCAACGAUGGUUUACUUCAUUUCGUCUAAUUUAAUUACGUUUAAAAAUGUAUUGGAUCAAAUUCAAGGGAUAAAUAUUCAUCAGCAGACAGAAAAGCAAAUUUCGGAUAUUGGAACGAAACCAUUUCAUUUAAUUGUUUUACCAAAUGUGCUCCAUAGUUUUGAUAUGGUGUUAGAAGAAUGUGGACUUUUUGGUUAUGUUGAAUUGCAUCGGUUUAAUUGGGAUUUUAUUUCAAUUGACACUGGAGUGUUGAGUUUGGAAAUUCCACAGGUCUUCAAAGAGGUAUUCAUUCGUGGAGAUACGAGUUUACUGUCUUCCGUAGCACAUAGUUUACGCAUUUUAAAUUUAGUUUGUCGUAAGCCAUCCAUGGUAAUUACGGUUGGUGAAAAUGCAGCCAAAGUGGCAAAUAUGAUUGAUCAGAUCGAAGGAUUCGAAAGCACGACAAUAACAUCUGAAGAAAACUCCGAUUUCCAUACCAUGGUCAUUAUGGACCGAAACA